AUGAUUCACGCUGUUGACUGGUUCCCUACCUUGGCAAAGGCUCUUGGAAUUAAUUAUACAAGUCCGAGCCACGACGGGGUCAACCAAUGGGAAGCUAUUAUAAGUGGAGGGGAGUCCAAGAGGUCAGAGUUCGUGUACAACAUGGAUUAUGAUCCAUUUCCUGUCCAAGGAGCAGUGGCUAUCCGUGUCGGCGACUACAAGCUGAUCGAGGGGUUUCCAGGAGCUUACCAAGAGCGCUAUGAGAUCGGAGCUAAGGACCAAGGGUUUGCGGGUACAUACACGAUUGAGCUGGUGUUUGAGUGGGUAGCGCAGAGUCCCUAUAACGACACCCUAGCAGCAAAACUUCUGUUUAAUCUGAAAGAUGACCCUUAUGAAGAGAACAACCUGUAUGACGAGCUGCCUGAAGUAGUCCGGAGAUUUCAAGACAAGCUGAAGGAGUACAGGAAAGGAUACGUGUCUCCAAACUUCCCCGCGGACAGCGAACUCUCAAACCCUGAAAACUAUGGCGGAUCAUGGUCGCCUGGUUGGUGCGAGAGAGAUGAGAUCUGA
Molecule: messenger RNA, 549 nt
Organism: Candidula unifasciata
Lineage: Eukaryota; Metazoa; Mollusca; Gastropoda; Stylommatophora; Geomitridae
Source: the annotation of a GenBank genome assembly